Molecule: messenger RNA, 1047 nt
Organism: Moneuplotes crassus
Lineage: Eukaryota; Ciliophora; Spirotrichea; Euplotida; Euplotidae
Source: the annotation of a GenBank genome assembly
UUAUUGUCAAAAUGAAGAAGCGUAAAACCAAGCGUAAGAAGAACAGUUCACGCUUGCCGAGCAUAACCAAAAAGUCUCGAACAAAGUUUAAUACUUUCAUCAGUACAAGUGCAGAAAGAGAGCAUUCUACCAAGAAUACAGCUGAGAGUCAUAGUAAAGCUUCCAUUAAGCUGAAGAAAGGUAACUACAACAAAUUUGUUGAGAGCUCAAAGAAAAUAAAGAAGAAACCGGAUAGGCCAGAUAUGUCUUUGUCUUUGAAACCCAUGCACAAACGUGCUGUCAGCCAAACUCAAGCAGUUCAGAUAACUCUAGAUCCUUCCAAAACAACUAAAUUAAUGAGGAAAGCAUCAAGUAAACCCGUGUUCGAUCAUAAGCAACAGAAAAAGCAAGAUGGUGUAAAAUAGAGGGCUAACCCUCAUGAAGUUUGUUUCCAAACUGAAAUCCAACCAGGCCAAGGCAGCCAGGAGCCGACUUCAAAAUGGCCAGUUGAACGAGCAAGACUCAAAGAACCAAAUCCAGAGAUUCAAGUUCAAAGAAAUAUUUGCAAAGGUUGACAAAUAAAAAGCUUUUAGGUGAAUGAAGCUAUUGCUUUAGAAAAAAGUGCUUCAGGCUAGUAAAUACUUGCUCACAUGGAAGCUGAUACACUUGCACUCAAUUCCUGCUGAACUUCAACAAGCAUACUGGUCACAAUGAAAUGAGGUGAUUAUAUUGACCAGAAAAAACUAAGAAUGAACAGAUGACUGAAGACAGGAAAAUCACGAGGGAGUAUCUCCAUUACUGAUAUGACAACCAUGGGCCUGACUACACAGCUGAAGCUCCAGUUACCCAAAAUAAGCUUGAAGUAGUUUUGAGACUUAAUCAUUCAGGAUACAAAAGAUGUUUCACAAAACCUUCUCAACCCUGAAACAGAAUUUUGUGACCACCAUGUUGACAAGAAGAACCAUUAUUGUAUUGAUUGAAGCAUGCAUUUGUGCUACAGAUGACUUAAAGUAUCUGUUCUAGUCAUUUCUAGAUAAAAUAAUCCUCAUUCGAAUCAUAAAGUGUACU